AUGCCGGCCCCAGCUGCCGAGGGUAAGCCCGCACCGGAGGAGCUGGAGAGGUGUUUGCUGUUAGAAUCACAGCAACAGGAGAGCGGGGACACCCCGACUCCCGGAGGAUGGCAGGAGCGCAGACACGCAAGCAAAACACAGCAACCGUUUCCUCUGGGGGUUCCCAGGCCCAGAGCGCGGCCAGCGGCAGUGGGGCCAGCCGUCCGCCCUGUGAGCUGGAAGCCUGCGGGGCUGAGCUUGGCCAGCAGGCUCCGAGGGAGAAGAGUGACCACUGCGUUCUCGGUUUACGAGCUGCCAGGGCCACUCGCGGGGCUCAUCAGAGACUCUCUGCCUACCUGUCACCCCGAAGUUGAAGCCCCCAAGGCCCCCUGCUUUACAGACACAGAGAUACAAAGAGUGCCCCCAAGGGACCCCUCUGCCCACAGGGAGGACUGUGAGCUCAGCCUGGGCAGGACAAGGCCUGCGGCCCGAGAAGCCCUGACCAGCCUCAGGGCCCGCCGGUGGGUCGGCCGCCACACCGGGGUCCUGUCCGUGCACUUCACCCUCUACAACCCGCCAGCCCGCCUCUUCUCCAGCGUGUCCCUGAGCGCCCAGGUGCUCCCGGCCGGGGGCCUUGUCCUCUCCCCCCUUGUGGAGUCGGUCACCAUCUUCCACAGUGACUCAGCCCCCAGGUACCACCUCGUGCUUCCCCAGCUGGCCUUCCUGGCACUGGCCCUGACCCACCUGUGCCUCCAGCUCUACCGCCUGGCGGAGAAGGGCGUCCGCGGCUACUGGCGAGAACCUGGGAACUGGCUGGAGCUGCCCAUCGCCGGGACGGGCCUCACCUGGUGCGCAGCCUCCGGCCACCUGCUCUCCCUGGCAGGGGAGGCGGCCGACCAGCUGCAGCAGGGGUUUCUGCAGGAGCCUGUGGACCUCAGUCACAUGGCGGCGUGGAGCCAGGUAUGA
Molossus molossus (Pallas's mastiff bat) is the source of this 945-nucleotide messenger RNA. Its product is annotated as polycystic kidney disease protein 1-like 1. NCBI's taxonomy places the organism in Eukaryota, Metazoa, Chordata, Mammalia, Chiroptera, Molossidae. Gene Ontology annotation, molecular function: calcium channel activity. Gene Ontology annotation, cellular component: membrane. Gene Ontology annotation, biological process: detection of mechanical stimulus. The coding region runs from base 1 to 945 and encodes 314 amino acids. The transcript is spliced from 7 exons. The record is from RefSeq and is a predicted model, not a curated record.